Molecule: messenger RNA, 3915 nt
Organism: Hypanus sabinus (Atlantic stingray)
Lineage: Eukaryota; Metazoa; Chordata; Chondrichthyes; Myliobatiformes; Dasyatidae
Product: inactive dipeptidyl peptidase 10-like
Exons: 26
Coding region: 10-2373 (787 amino acids)
Biological process (GO): proteolysis
Molecular function (GO): serine-type peptidase activity; dipeptidyl-peptidase activity
Source: RefSeq, a predicted model, not a curated record
CAGCCUAACAUGGGUAGGGGAAGCCAGCAGCAAGACCAGGAGAUAGGAGGUGCAAGCCCUCCGCAGAGAAACUGGAAGGGAAUUGCUAUUGCACUGCUCGUGAUCCUUGCAGUCUGUUCUCUCAUCACUAUCUCAGUCAUCCUUUUAACUCCAGAUGAUGCUUUGAAAACGUCAGAUGCUCGACUGUCAUUGGAUGACCUAUUUAGAAUAGAGUUCACCAUUCAUGACCCUGAAGUAAAAUGGAUAAACGAUGCUGAGGUGGUGUACCGGGCCAGAGAUGGUCAUGUGAUCAAACUGAAUAUAAUAACCAAUGAAACAACAGUGUUGUUGGAAAACAGCACAUUUGUAACUUUUAAAGCAACAAAAUACUCUGUCUCCCCAGAUCUCAGAUUUGUUCUUCUUGCAUAUGAUGUCCAGCAGGUUUUUCAUUUCUCCUUCACCGCAUCAUAUGCUAUUUAUGACAUACAUACCAGGGAAGUGAGAGAACUCAAUCCCCCAGAGGUGGCAAAUUCAGUGUUACAGCACGCAGCAUGGGGCAUAGCAGGACAACAGCUGGUAUAUAUUUUUGAAAAUAAUAUCUACUACCAGACGGAAGUAAAAAGCAGCGCGUUGCGUCUUACUUCGUCAGGGAAGGAGGGAAUAAUCUACAAUGGGAUUGCAGACUGGUUAUAUGAAGAGGAGCUGAUUCAUUCCCAUGUUACUCACUGGUGGUCCCCCAAUGGAGAGCGUCUGGCAUUUCUGAUGAUCAACGACUCCUUGGUGCCUAAUAUGAUAAUUCCACGGUUUACUGGUAACCUGUAUCCAAAAGGAAAACAGUACCCAUAUCCUAAGGCAGGCCAAGUCAAUCCAAUAGUGAAGCUAUUUGUAGUGAAUCUUUAUGGACCAACUCAUACCCUUGAACUGAUGCCACCAGAGAGCUUCAAAUCCAAGGAAUAUUAUAUCACAAUGGUGAAGUGGGUCAGCAACACCAAGACAGUAGUAAACUGGUUGAACAGACCUCAGAAUGUUUCUAUUCUUACGACAUGUGAAAUAACCACGGGGGCUUGUUCUAAGAAGCAUGAAGCAGUCUCUGAAGUCUGGCUUUCUAAACAGAAUGAGGAACCAGUGUUCUCAAAAGAUGGAAGCAAGUUUUUUAAGACUGUUCCUGUAAAGCAAGGUGGUCGUGGAGAAUUCCAUCACAUAGCAAUGUUCAAUCUACAGCCAAAAAGUGAACUAAGCAGUGUGCGACACCUGACAUCUGGAAACUGGGAAGUCACACAAAUCCUUGGAUAUGAUGAAGUUCAUCAGAAAAUAUACUUUCUGAGUACAGAAGAUUCCCCAAGAUCAAGACAGUUGUACAGUGUUCACACUGCAGGAUCAUUUCACCGCCAGUGUCUUUCCUGUAAUUUCCAGAGAGAGAACUGCACCUACUUCAGCGCCCAUUUCAGCCCCAAUAACGAACACUUCAUUCUGCACUGUGAAGGUCCUAAUGUACCAAUGGUCUCUGUACACAGCACAAUCAAUCCAAACAGCUCCUACAUAUUGGAAAAUAAUACUGUUCUGCACAAAUAUAUCAGAGGGAAAAGGAUCCACAAACCAGAGUACAGGACUGUUCGUAUUCAUGAUUAUGAACUCACUCUUCAGUUAUCAUAUCCUGAGGGCUUUGAUGAAAACAACUUAUAUCCCGCUCUACUGAUUGUUGAUGGAGCCCCAGGGAGCCAGUUGGUUACUGACAAGUUUCGGAUUGACUGGGAUUCAGUACUUGUCAGCUCCGAUAAUGUCAUCCUUGCUCGCUUUGAUGGCCGAGGGAGUGGUUUUCAAGGGCUUAAAAUUCUUCAGGAUAUCCAUCGAAAGUUGGGAACAGUGGAUGUUAAAGACCAAAUUACAGCAGUGCAAUCAUUAUUAAAAUUACCCUUUAUUGAUGCGAACAGAAUAGCUGUUUAUGGGAAGGCAUAUGGAGGCUAUGUCACAGCAAUGAUCCUUAGUUCUACAGAGAGAAUCUUCAAAUGUGGUGUUGCUGUGGCACCAAUCACAGACUGGAAAUUAUAUGCUUCUGCAUUCACAGAACGAUACCUUGGAUUGCCGUCACGAGAUGUAAAUGUUUAUCAAGAGUCGAGUGUCCUACAAAAUUCCAAUGAAAUGAAAGAUGUAAAUUUUCUGAUCAUACAUGGGACAGCUGAUGCAAAUGUACAUUUUCAGCACACAGCAGAGCUGAUACAACAUUUGAUGAAAGCUGAAAGAAACUACACUAUGCAGAUUUACCCAGAUGAAGGCCACUUUAUUACAGAUGAAAAAAGCAAACGGCAUAUGUACAGUGCAAUCCUCAACUUUUUCAGAGAGUGCCUCAAGCAAGAAAUGCCUGUAUUACAGAAAGAACCAGAGGAGGAUGAAUAAAAUGAAGAACAAUUUUAAACAACAAGAAAGUAAACUCUAAGUAUCUUUGUAAAGACAAAACUAACAGUCUGGAACACUCAAAACCCCGCAUCAAAUACCACUGUUGGUGGAAAUGUGGAAGUGAGAGGGCAACUACAAGAAAUUUACAGGAACAGCACAUUAUAGAGAUUAUUAAUCUGAUAACUGGCAAAAAGGACUUGAAAUUCAUGUGCCAGGUCCAAGAUUAUCUGAAAAGGAACAGCAAAACUGUUUUGGGAGUGCAUCAAACCUGUUAGUACACUUUAAAAAAGCAGAAUUCCAAUUGUGCAAAUGUCACCUACACCUAUUAUGCAUGUGUGUUUUAUUUGGCUUCACUACUGUAUAUGUUAAUAAUAACUGAAGUAUGAACAAACAUUGAAAAUGCACAUAUUUAUUUUAUUUUUAAUUUUGUUCUAUCAUUUGCACAAAAUGUGGCAUAAAAUUAUUAUGUGCAUCCUUUUGUCAGACAUUGUGAUUUGCAGAUUUAAAACCAUCCAAGUUCUCUUUAUAUCAUAAUAAAUAAAUAGAAUUUAUACAAUUCUCUUUAGAGUCAGAGUCAUAGUGAUAGAAAACUACAGCACAGAAACAGGCCUUUCGGCCCAUCUAAUCUGUGUCAAACUAUUCAAAUGCCUAGUCCAAUUGACCUGCACCCGGAUAAGACCCCUCCGUCUGUUUAAGUUUCAUGAAAUCAAGCCCACAUCCACCACUUGCACUGACAGCUCAUUCCAGACCCCCAUGACCCUUAGUGAAGCAGGUUCCCCUUGUGUUCCACUUAAACUUUUCACCCAUGACUUCUAGUUCUACUCUCACCCAACUUCAGUGGAAAAAACCUGAUUGCAUUUACCCUAUCUAUUCUCAUAAUUUUGUAUACCCCUCAAUCUUCUAUGCUUCAGGGAAUGAAGUCCUGCCCUAUUCAUCCUUCCCCUACAACUCAGGUCCUCAACUCCUGGCAACAUCCUUGUAAAUUUUUUCUGGAAUCUUUCAAUCUUAUUUACAUCUUUCCUCCAAAUUAGGCCUCACCAAUGUCUUAUACAUUUUCAAAAUAACAUCCCAACUCCUGGGCUCAAUACAUUGAUUUUAUGAAGGCCAAUAUGGUCUUUAUGAUACUAUCUACCGGUGACUCCACUUUUGAGGAAUUAUGGACCUAUACUCCUCAAUCCCUCUGUUCUAUCACUCUCUAUACCCUCCCACUCACUGUGCAAGACCUACUCUGCUUGGCCCUCCCAAAGUGCAACACCUCACACUUGUCUGCUUUAAAUUCCAUCUGCCAUUUUCCAACUCAUUUUUCCAGCUGGUCCAGAUUCCACUGCAAGCCAUGACAGUCUUCAUUGCUGUCCACUAAACCCCCCCAUCUUGGUGUCAUCUCAAAUUUGGUGAUACAGUUAACCACAUUAUCAUCCAGGUGGUUGAUAUAGAUGAGAAACAGCAACAGACUCAGCACCAAUUCCUGUGGCUCACCACUAGUCACAGGCCUUCAGUCAGAGAGGCAAUACUCAACUACCACGCUCUGGCUUCUUCUGUGAA